This is a messenger RNA of Scylla paramamosain (green mud crab), 896 nucleotides long. RefSeq lists its product as uncharacterized. Lineage: Eukaryota; Metazoa; Arthropoda; Malacostraca; Decapoda; Portunidae. The transcript has 2 exons. The record is from RefSeq and is a predicted model, not a curated record. Bases 228 to 896 code for a protein of 222 amino acids.
GAGCAGGACAGUGCCUGUCCUGAUGAAAGUACAAAUGCACCCGUGGACAUAGAUGUACCCGAACUAAGGGUGUGUGCACAGAGAAAGCAGGUUACCAGCGCGCUGGUUUCCAGCGCCAACCCGCACCGGGAACCAGCGCGAUAGGGUGUUCACAGAGGACGCAGGUAACCAGUUUCGACCCGCUCGGUGAGCGACACGGACAGAGGCAGUACUCGUAUCUGUCAUCAAUGUACAAGAUGUCGAGCUCAUCGUCUGACGAUGACUUCAUGCUGCUUGAUAGUGUUCAUACAAAAGUCAAGAGAAAAAGAAGAGCAGUACAUGAAAUAAACUACAAGAGAGAAGAGUUUGGAGAAUAUCAUCAUCUUUUCAGUGAUCUGAAAAGGGACAACGCAAGAUUUUUUGAAUACACAAGGAUGACACAAGAGACAUUCAACUACAUUCUCAAGAAAGUUGAACAUCGUCUUGUGAAGACAUGGUGUAAUUGGCAUGAGCAACCCAUUCAACCUGAAGAAAGACUUGUCAUUACUAUCAGGUAUCUUGCCACAGGAUCGUCGUUCCGUUCCCUUGCAUUUUCGUUUAGGGUCGGAGUGACAACGGUGGGAAAGAUUGUUUCAGAGACUGUUAUCGCACUGUGGGAAGAACUACAUGAGGAACACAUGCCAGUACCAACAAAGGAGUCCUUCAAAAUGAUCGCUGAAGAUUUCUACAGCAUCUGGAAUUUCCCUAACUGUUUAGGCUCAAUUGAUGGAAAACAUAUCCGUGUUCAGUGUCCCCAAAAUUCAGGAUCAAUGUACUUUAACUACAAAAAGUUUUUUUCCAUUGUCCUUCAAGCUGUUGCAGAUGCACACUACAAGUUCAUUGCUGUUGAUGUAGGAGGCUUUUGGAAAGCAAAGUGA